Molecule: messenger RNA, 1246 nt
Organism: Vollenhovia emeryi
Lineage: Eukaryota; Metazoa; Arthropoda; Insecta; Hymenoptera; Formicidae
Exons: 9
Coding region: 13-1167 (384 amino acids)
Source: RefSeq, a predicted model, not a curated record
GCAUCUCCAGACAUGGUCAGUGCACUAUUAGUGGGCUGCAUCGCUCUCGUGUCCGUCAAAAGCGCUCAGACUAUCAGUUUGGAUCAAUCCUCGAGAGAUGAUUUAGAGAUCAAGUCGUUUAACUCCCCUUCCAGUCAUCGGGGAAAAUUCUUCCCACUGUUCAGCGUCGUGCGUUUCGCUAACUCCGAGUGCCUGUCGAGCAUCGAUCAGCUUAAAGGCACGUGCUUCACACGGCGGGAGUGCAUUAAUUACGGCGGCAACCCAUCGGGACCAUGCGCUAACGGAUUGGGCACUUGCUGCGUGUUUCAAAAGUCCUGCGGCUCCACCACCAACAUGAACAACACGUACUUCGUAAGCCCGAGAUAUCCCAUCACUUAUCAAGGUGGAGAACGGUGCACGAUCACGGUGCAGCGCUGUAAUUCCAACAUAUGUCAGUUACGCCUAGACUUUCUGGAGGCCACCUGGGCCCAACCCAAUGCAACUGGAUUUUGCGACUUGGACGUGUUUCUGGUGUCGGGAGGUUCGUCCACGGUGCCCCGAAUAUGCGGCGAGAACACCAACCAGCACGUGUACGUCGACUUCAACGGGGCGACGCCGAUCACGAUAUCCGUCGACACCAACGCGGACUACGCGUUCGAUCGACGCUGGAAUAUAAUGAUUCAACAAAUAGCGUGCGAUUCCGUGUGCAGAGCUCCUAACGGGUGCUUGCAAUACUACAAGACUGUCUCCGGCGCCGUAAUGAGCUUCAACUUUGGCACCACGGAAAACGUACGAGCCCCUCAGAUCGGAACGCGGCAGAUGGUGAAUCAUCGUUACGGCGUGUGCGUCAGGAUGGCCUUGGGAUACUGCAGUAUCGAGUGGUCGCAAGUCGAUAGAUUCUCCUUUUCCGUCUCCGGAGACACGGGGUCGUUUGAUCCAGACAUAAUAGGCACAGACUUGGUGGCGGAAUCCGGGGCCAGUUGCAUCAACGACUUCGUCAUCGUGCCAGAUCCGCGUGAAAAUGGCGGUUCCGUUAAUACAGACAGAUUUUGCGGAAAUGGUUUCGUAACUAAAACAUCGAACUUGAAACCAUUCGUACUCUAUGUCGUUACAAACGGCGACGAGAUGCAAGAGGCCCAGAACAAAGGCUUCAGACUUAUGUUUCGUCAGCUGGCUUGCGCAGCUUAAGUAUAUCCUUGCGAGUAUGGAUUUCCUCUGCCUACUUUAUUAUGUAAAUAAAUAACUCUAUACACGUGGGAAUCAAUGU